AUGGGCAUGAAAUUGAAUAUCACAGCAACAUCUCUUAUGCUAUUGCUAGCAUCUGCUGCGGAAGUGUCUUGUGAUACCAUUUUUGAUGUUACCAAAUAUGGUGCCAGGGCUGACGGAAACACCGAUAUCAGCCAGGCCUUACUUAAAGCUUGGGGAGACGCUUGUUCAUCGCCUGUGGCAACUGGUUGGAUUGCUUUCCGACAAAUAGACCAGUUCACAUUGUCUGGUGGUGGAGUUUUUGAUGGGCAAGGAAAAACUGUAUGGGGCACAAAAUGCCCCAGCUCUGCAUACUGCAACCAACUUCCCAUCAAUCUGAGGUUCAACUUCAUCACCAAUAGCAUGGUCAAGAACAUAACUUCAAGAGACAGUAACCAGUUUCAUAUUAAUCUUUUGGGGUGCAAGAAUUUAACUUUCUACAACGUUGCAAUCAGUGCACCAGAAGAGAGACUCAACACAGAUGGAAUUCACAUUGGACGAUCCUUGGGGAUCAAUAUCACCUAUUCAACCAUAGAAACCGGAGAUGAUUGUGUCUCAAUUGGUGAUGGCAGUGAGCAAAUUAAUAUGCAAAGAGUAACCCGCGGACCUGGCCAUGACAGCGUGGGAAGUCUGGGAAAGUAACCCAAUGAAGAACCUGUGGUUGGCAUUAGUGUCAAGAACUGCAACCUUACUAACACCCAGAAUGGCGUGAGAGUGAAGACAUGGCCUGCUUCCCAUCAAGGCACUGCCUCUGAAAUGCAUUUUGAAGAUAUUGUCAUGAAUAAUGUUGGCAAUCCCAUAAUCAUAGAUCAAGAGUACUGCCGGCCCCAUAACCAAUGCAAUUUGAAGAUUCCAUCACGCAUUAUGCUCAACGAUGUUAGCUUUAGAAACAUCCGGGGCACUACCUCAACUCAGGUUGCAGUCAAGCUUGUUUGUAGCCAGGGAGUACCUCGCGAAGACGUGGAGCUUGGUGACAUUAACUUGAAAUACAAUGGAAAGGAAGGCCAUGCCAUGUCUCAAUGUAAAAACAUUAAGCCAAAUCUACUGGGCACGCAACUGCCAAGGACUUGUGCCUAA
Vitis vinifera (wine grape) is the source of this 1053-nucleotide messenger RNA. Its product is annotated as polygalacturonase. Lineage: Eukaryota; Viridiplantae; Streptophyta; Magnoliopsida; Vitales; Vitaceae. Gene Ontology annotation, biological process: carbohydrate metabolic process. The record is from RefSeq and is a predicted model, not a curated record. Gene Ontology annotation, molecular function: polygalacturonase activity.